This is a messenger RNA of Harpia harpyja (harpy eagle), 3699 nucleotides long. RefSeq names its product transportin 3 (gene TNPO3). Bases 45 to 2822 code for a protein of 925 amino acids. The record is from RefSeq and is a predicted model, not a curated record. The transcript has 23 exons. Gene Ontology annotation, biological process: protein import into nucleus. NCBI's taxonomy places the organism in Eukaryota, Metazoa, Chordata, Aves, Accipitriformes, Accipitridae. Gene Ontology annotation, cellular component: nuclear membrane; cytoplasm.
CGGGAGGGGAGGGGGGGGGUGGUUGGUGGUGGAAAGAACGAGCCAUGGAAGGCGGCGGGGGCAAACCCAGCCUGCAGGUGGUUUACCAGGCCGUGCAGGCGCUUUACCACGACCCCGACCCGAGCGGCAAGGAGCGGGCGAGCUGCUGGCUGGGCGAGCUCCAGCGAUCGGUCCACGCCUGGGAGAUCUCCGACCAGUUGCUGCAGAUCCGUCAGGAUGUGGAGUCGUGCUACUUUGCGGCGCAGACCAUGAAGAUGAAGAUCCAGACUUCCUUCUACGAACUCCCCACGGAUUCCCAUGCUUCGUUACGGGACUCUUUGCUGUCCCACAUCCAGAACUUGAAAGACCUGUCACCGGUCAUCGUCACCCAGCUUGCUUUAGCAAUAGCAGACCUUGCCCUGCAAAUGGCUUCUUGGAAAGGCUGUGUACAAACACUGGUUGAAAAGUACAGCAAUGAUGUAACAUCACUGCCCUUUCUGCUGGAAAUCCUCACGGUGCUGCCGGAAGAGGUUCACAGCCGAUCCUUGCGCAUCGGAGCCAACCGCCGUACCGAAAUCAUAGAAGAUCUGGCGUACUAUUCCAGCACGGUCAUCUCUCUGCUGAUGACGUGUGUGGAGAAAGCAGGCAAUGAUGAGAAGAUGCUCAUCAAAAUCUUCCGGUGCCUGGGGAGCUGGUUCAACCUGGGUGUCCUGGACAGCACCUUCAUGGCAAACAGCAAGUUACUGUCACUCCUCUUCGAGGUGCUGCAACAAGACAAGACAUCAUCAAACCUCCAUGAAGCCGCUUCAGAUUGCGUGUGCUCAGCCCUCUACGCCAUUGAGAACGUGGAGACGAACCUUCCCCUGGCCUUGCAGCUUUUCCAAGGCGUCCUCACUCUUGAGAGUGCCUAUCACAUGGCUGUAGCACGUGAGGACCUAGACAAGGUGCUCAAUUAUUGCCGUGUUUUCACUGAGCUGUGCGAGACGUUCCUAGAUAAAAUCGUUUGUACGCCAGGCCAAGGGCUGGGUGACCUGCGGACGCUGGAGCUGCUGCUGAUCUGUGCAGGUCACCCGCAGUACGAGGUGGUAGAAAUUUCAUUUAACUUCUGGUACAGGCUGGGGGAGCACCUGUACAAGACAGACGAUGCAGUCAUCCACAGCAUCUUCAAAGCCUACAUCCAGCGCCUUCUCCACGCUCUGGCCAGACACUGCCAGCUUGAUUCAGACCACGAGGGUGUCCCAGAGGAGACGGAUGAUUUUGGGGAGUUCCGGAUGCGGGUCUCGGACCUGGUGAAAGACCUGAUCUUCCUGGUGGGAUCGGUGGAGUGUUUUGCUCAGCUUUAUGCGACUCUGAAGGAUGGGAAUCCACCCUGGGAGGUGACGGAAGCUGUCCUCUUCAUCAUGGCCUCCAUAGCUAAGAGCGUUGACCAGGAGAACAACCCGACCCUGGUGGAGGUGCUGGAGGGGGUGGUUCGCCUCCCCGAGACGGUGCACACCGCCGUCCGCUACACCAGCAUCGAGCUGGUGGGAGAGAUGAGCGAGGUGGUGGACAGAAACCCGCAGUUCCUGGAUCCCGUGCUGGGUUAUUUGAUGAAAGGUCUGUGCGACAGGCGGCUGGCCUCGGCGGCAGCCAAGGCCAUCCACAAUAUCUGCUCGGUAUGCCGGGACCACAUGGCUCAGCACUUUAACGGGCUGCUGGAGAUAGCCCGUUCCCUCGACUCCUUCACGCUCUCUCCGGAGGCUGCUGUGGGGCUCCUGAAGGGGACAGCCUUGGUCCUCGCCAGGCUCCCCUUGGAGAAGAUAGCAGAAUGCCUCAGUGAACUCUGUGCCGUACAAGUGAUGGCGCUGAAGAAGCUGCUCUCUCAGGAGCCGAGCAACGGCCUCUCCUCAGACCCUACUGUGCCCCUGGAUCGACUUGCUGUCAUAUUUAGACACACCAACCCCAUUGUAGAAAAUGGACAGAUCCAUCCGUGCCAAAAAGUCAUUCAGGAAAUCUGGCCCGUGCUGUCGGAGACCCUGAACAAACACAGUGCCGAUAACCGCAUCGUGGAGCGGUGCUGCCGGUGCCUGCGCUUCGCUGUCCGCUGCGUGGGCAAAGGUUCUGCCGCCCUGCUGCAACCGCUCGUCACCCAGAUGGUGAAUGUGUACCGGGCGCACCAGCACUCCUGUUUCCUCUACCUGGGCAGCAUCUUGGUGGACGAGUACGGCAUGGAGGAAGGCUGCCGGCAGGGACUGCUCGACAUGCUGCAGGCGCUAUGCAUACCCACCUUCCAACUCCUAGAGCAGCCCAAUGGCCUUCAGAACCACCCGGACACUGUGGACGACCUCUUCCGACUAGCAGCCAGGUUUAUCCAGCGCAGCCCCGUCACCUUGCUACGCAGCCAGGUGAUGAUCCCCAUCCUGCAGUGGGCCAUCGCCGCCACCACCCUGGAUCACCGGGACGCCAACUGCAGCGUCAUGAAGUUCCUGCGUGAUCUCAUCCACACCGGGGUGGCCAACGACCACGAGGAGGACUUCGAAGUACGGAAGGAGCUCAUCAGCCAGGUGAUGAACCAACUGGGCCAGCAGCUCGUCAACCAACUGCUGCACACGUGCUGCUUCUGCCUGCCGCCGUACACCCUGCCCGACGUCGCCGAGGUGCUCUGGGAGAUCAUGCAGAUCGACCGGCCGACGUUUUGUCGCUGGCUGGAGAACUCGCUGAAGGGUUUACCAAAGGAAACGACGGGAGGAGCCAUCCAGGUCACACACAAACAGCUGACGGACUUCCACAAGCAGGUCACGAGCGCUGAGGAAUGUAAACAAGUCUGCUGGGCUCUGAGGGACUUCACCCGCCUGUUCCGAUAGCUCCUGCUCCGGCACGGCGCCCGUCUCCCAGGAAUGUCUUUUAAUUAGAAGACAGGAAACGAAGAAAACCAAGAAUGUGUCCCACAAUCAGCAAAGUUCAUCGUGGCCGAGGGCUUUCACUCACUCCAGCGCGUCCCGCCAGCCAGGAGAGCCGGGGCCUGCGCGUGCGCGCGGGAGGACAGCUCGAGGAUCCCGCUUUCCCGGCGGAUUCGCUUCCCGAACAUCGGCUACCGAAACAAGAAAACAAACCAACGGGGGGAAAAAAAAUCACAAAAAAAAACCAAAACAAAAAAAAAACCCACAAAAAAAACCAACACACCAACAAACUGCCACCAGACACCGGAGGAAAACGGAUUUACCCACACCAGCGUGCGAAGUAGAACACUUUCUGUGGAGGAAAAAAAAAAACCAAACCCGAAACAAACAAACAAACAAUAGAAAUUAUUUCAGGAAAGAUAGGGGUUUAAAAUAGAUUUAGGAAAAGGCAGUGGCUGCAGGCUCUGCCCUCCCCGAGCCCGCUGUGUCCUGCCUGGUGGUGACCUCCUGGAGAAGAUGCAGGCGGGACAGACUGUUUAAAUAUAUAUAUUCUAUUAUUUUUUUUUUCUUCUUUUUUAGUUUGUUUUUUUGGGUUGGUUUUUUUUGGUUGGGGGUUUUUUGUUUUGUUUUGUUUUUUUAUUGCUUUUAUUUGGUUUAUUUUAGGGUCGGAUCGCGCGGGGAGGAGACGGCUCGAGCGAGUGCAGGGACGGGGCUGGGAGAGGGCCGGCGCGGGGCCCGCGGGCACGGCUAGAGCGCAUGCUGUUCCCUCUGGGGGUGUGUAGCCAUCUCGAGAACAAUAAAAACAACAAAAAACUGAAAAAAAAAUAAAUUAAAAACCCAA